AUGGCUAAUUUUUCAUUGAUAUUUCGACUUUUAUGCCUCGUUUGUUGUUUUAUUGCCUUGACAUCAUAUAAAAUCAAUCGUCGCCCUUCGCUCGCCAAUCGACAUAAGCGAGCUGUGACUGAAUGGCGUUUUCGUCGUAGUCGAUUACAACCUUAUUCCUUUUAUCUUCGCAAUCAUGUUCUCGCACAUAAUUGGGCAAAUUAUAAUGAUGACGAUGACAGUCAAUCCAUUGAACAACGAAUGGAUGCUGUUGAGCCGAAUCUGUACGAAAGUAAACCAAGGAAACAUUGA
This is a messenger RNA of Adineta ricciae, 291 nucleotides long. The record is from the annotation of a GenBank genome assembly. NCBI's taxonomy places the organism in Eukaryota, Metazoa, Rotifera, Eurotatoria, Adinetida, Adinetidae.